Molecule: messenger RNA, 3502 nt
Organism: Lutzomyia longipalpis
Lineage: Eukaryota; Metazoa; Arthropoda; Insecta; Diptera; Psychodidae
Gene: Mct1
Product: monocarboxylate transporter 5
Exons: 7
Coding region: 899-2680 (593 amino acids)
Biological process (GO): monocarboxylic acid transport; transmembrane transport
Molecular function (GO): monocarboxylic acid transmembrane transporter activity
Source: RefSeq, a predicted model, not a curated record
CUCGUGAGCAACGGCAACACAAACUCCUCAUCCCUUUCUUAUACUUAUACCGUCAAGUUGGAGGAAAAGUGUAGAGCAAAUGGAAUUAAAUUCUUCCGUCAAUUGUGCUAAUUUCGCAACAUUGGCCAUUCUCUUGAAGCCAUCAGUGGGUUUUCUCACUUUUCUUCAUGUGGAAAAUUCGAGGUGAAUGAAGUUGAACGGACGGACAUCGCGGUGCUGCAGUUCGCAAAAAAAGCUUUUGUGUAUCAAUGUCGAAACGUACGGCAACGGCAUAGAUUCCGCACGCGUUUUCAGUGCCAAUAGAGUGCAUAAAAAUAAUAUAUAUUGUGUUAGUGUUUGACUAAAUAUAAACGUGACCCUGCGUGGAUUUUCUCAGAUUAUUUAUUUUAUUUAUUUUUUAUUGCUGAAAGGAAUUCGUGUGAGAGACGCCGAGAUUCUCAACAGCUGAUUAGGGAGUGAUCAUAAGAUAUUUUUUAUCACAGCACCAUCUCACGCGCAUUCUCAUUUAAUUUGCCAGGCUCAAAUGAAGGAAUAUUGAGAGAGAAAAAAAAGUGUGAUUGAGAAAAACAAAUCGCGUGUUUGAAUGAUUUUUUUUUCGUCAAGUUCACAUAUUUUAUAUAGAUAAAGUCUUGCGCGCCUUUUCUUAUCGUAUCACGCACUCGUAAAAUUGCUCAAAAGCGGAAAAAAAUGUGUACACGGGGUUAGAUAAAAAAUAUACAAUAUUUUAAUUAUUCGUGAUAUUUUGUGGCUAAAAGAUCACGCGCAAAACUUGAUGUCAUCUCAAUUAAUACGAAGAAAUCUACAAGAGUUUGGUGGAUCCGUGUGGUGUUGCAAAAUAACACAGAGCACGUGCUGAUUGUUUCGCUGAAAGCAACAUUGUCUUUGGAUUGAAAGAAAAAUGACCCACGGACCAACAGCUCCACGGAAGAAGACCGUUGGUGAUGGUACAGAAGAAGAUGUACAGCUACCAGCACCACCAGAUGGUGGAUGGGGAUGGAUGGUGGCCUUUGCCUCAUUUGCCAUUCACAUUGUCACUGAUGGUAUGACCUACUCCUUUGGUAUGUUCUACGUGGAAUUCCUGGCGUAUUUUGGGGAGGAUAAGAGCUACACGGCGUGGAUUGUGUCUAUAUUGGUCGGUGUUACCCUGUGCUCAGGUCCAAUAUCAUCAGCUUUCGUCAAUCGAUAUGGAUGCCGUGCUGUGACAAUCGCGGGAUCCUUAUUAGCAGGAAUCUGCUUAGUUAUCAGUGUAUUCGCACAGAAUGUCCUAACGCUCAUUGUAACCGUUGGCUUUGGCACAGGCUUUGGGUUUGGCCUCAUCUACCUUCCGGCCAUUGUGAGUGUGACGAUGUACUUUGAAAAGUAUCGAUCCCUAGCCACGGGGAUUGCUGUAUGUGGAUCUGGGCUGGGUACCUUCAUCUUUGCUCCCCUGACGGAGCACCUAAUUAAGAACUACGGCUGGCGCGGGGCAAUGCUAAUUAUUGCUGGAAUUGUGCUCAAUUGCAUGAUUUUCGGUGCAAUGUUUCGUCCUUUGGAGGCACCGAAGAAGAAGAAAAAACGAAGAAGCACCGAUGAUGAAAUGUCCCUCAAGGUACUCGGAUCAAGCAGUAAUAAUGCAUCAGGUAACAAUAGACUGAGACUCGUAUCAGAUAGUCGACUACUCGUUGCUGAGGAGCAGGAAUCAUCAAUUCAGCGAUCAGCUAGCAUUGCUCAGGAUAUGACACAGGAUUCACCGCCUAGUAGAAGAGAUCCCAAUGGGAAUAUUGAGAAUGGCAUAAGGCAGACCUCAAGUCAGCCACUUCUUACGUCUUCCGCACUACUACGGGCAAGUACUCGCUCGGCGGGAAGUGGAACAAUGUACAGAGCUGAUAUCCUGUAUCAGGGAUCCCUGCUGAAUAUCCCACAAUAUCGUUCACGUGGCGAACUUGCCAUCACCGAAUCCGAUCGCUAUGGCUCACUGAGGCGUGAUGGCACUCCGGCUCAUAAGGAGAUCUCCGAGGAAUUUAUUGUGUGCGGAUGCGUACCAUGCUCCAAAGAAACCAAAGAUACAUUCCGAGAAAUGCUAAAUUUCUCCAUAAUGCACGAUGCUGUCUUCAUCCUCUUUGCCGUAUCGAAUUUCUGCACUAGCAUUGGGUUCUACGUCCCGUAUGUCUUCUUAGCAGCACAAGGUGAAGAACAGGGUCUAUCCACGGAGGAAACAAGCUACUUGCUGGCAACUAUUGGAAUAGCCAAUACAAUUGGACGAAUCAUUUUGGGAUAUCUAUCCGAUAAACCAUGGGUCAAUCGACUGGGAGUGUACAACACGUGUCUUACUAUUUGCGGAAUCGCAACGGCCUUAUCAAUCUUUUGCCUAGACUUCACCUCGUUGAUGAUUUAUUCAGUAGUUUUCGGAUUUACAAUUGGUGCUUACGUGGGAUUAACUUCAGUAAUCCUAGUUGACUUACUAGGCCUGGAUAAAUUGACCAAUGCAUUUGGCCUUCUGCUCCUCUUCCAGGGCAUUGCAUCACUCGUAGGACCACCCCUUGCUGGAUGGCUCUAUGAUGAGACAAAAACAUACACUCCUGCAUUUCUCAUGGCGGGAAUUACAAUUGCCGUCAGCGGAGUUGUUCUAUUUGGCAUUCCACCACUUCAGCGAUACCUCAAAAGGAGACGUUCAUCGUGCUUUGAUAGUGCAUCGCUGUGAGGGGGAAGACUCACCAUUAACCACCCGAUUUGCAAAGAAAUCCUUGCCAAUUUGUACUGCUAUCAGUUAACAUUUGGGUCUUCCUCAAAUUAGUUUAAUAACAUUAAUAGAGAGAAAAGUUAAGAAAAAAAAAUUAAUUGAACACAGGGAGAGAAUGGGAACAAUCUUAUGUUCUAUUCUUAUAAGAUUUCGAUCACACUGUGAGGCACAUUCUCUGGCACAAAACCACCAACUUUCCUUCUAUGCGCAAAGUGACUUCUCUGGCAAAAGAAAUAAUGCUCAAAUAACAUCGCUCUAUGUGAAGAAAAUAAAUCAUCAUCAAAGACACCUUCCUCAAGGGAAAUUAGAGAUUUUCUUCUUAUAAAUUCUUCAACAGAGGGUGUAAAAGAACGUGAUAAGAACAAAAUCAAGAACAUUGAGAGACUUCAACAACAAAAAUUCAACAAUAAAUGAUCACAAGUCAAUUUAUUCUUGAUAAUAAUUUUUUUCUGUGCAGAAAUAUGACCAGGUGUGAAAAUACAUAUCUCUUCAAACAAUACAUUAUAAUAGAGAGAAGUCUUUUUGUAUAAUAAAUUAGCAAAUUUUAUCUCACAAAAUCUUAACCACAACUUAGCAUAAACUAUAUAGCAAAUUACCAUAGACUAUAUACAUUUUAACAAUCAACUCUAUCGAAAGUUUUGUACUAUUUCACGUCCGCCGCAAAAAACUUGACAUGUUGUUGUACAUUUUACUACUUGAAUGUAAAGAAAAAUGUAUAUAUAAGAACUAUAUAAAUAGAUAAUAAUGUAAAAUGUCUUAAUAAAUUUACGGAGUAAUCUACAA